AUGGGUAACACAGAGAGUAAUGUGACGAGCGGUGUGAAGAAGCAAGCUGGGACGUCAGAGCAAAAGCUUUACAAACUAGUCGAUAUAAAAGGAGGAGGUCUCCUGGUGGACAUGAUGAAGCGAGCUCUGCAGAACAAGCAAUACGCCGAGAUAGAUCACGCUAUCAAGACUAAAGUUGAGCCGUUUUUGUAUAAUAGAGGGAGGGGUCGAUAUAUACCGAUAUCCCAUCUCGUCUUGCUCAGGAACAAAGAGAGACCGAGACACAAACUGCUGCCUCCACUCAGAGGCAUGGAAAACCCUGACGAGGAAUUUGACGUGGAUAAGGACUGGCCAGUUGUUACUCAAGAGGAAUAUGACGCUAAUCCCUCCGGAUACAGGGAACUUUGUUGGGAUGUCAAAGAGAGAGGUGCAGUGGGUGAGACUAUUCUGCACUUGUGUCUGCUCAAUGCGACUUCGCUCCUAGCUCAUCUCGCUAAAAGACUACUACGCUUUUAUCCUAAAAUGAUUAAUGAUAUUUAUAUCAGCGAUGAAUACUAUGGUGAAACUGUAUUACAUAUUACAAUAGUCAACGAAGAUCCGACAAUGGCAAAGUUUCUACUGGACGCGGGUGCGGAUUACCACGAGCGUUGCUACGGGAACUUCAUGUGUCCUGAGGAUCAAAAGGCUUCCAGGACGGACUCUUUCGAUCACGAAUGGGUCAACGUCCAGCCUGACACUAAUUAUAAUGGGUACGUCUACUGGGGCGAGUACCCGUUGAGUUUCGCAGCAUGCUUAGGCCAGGAGGAGUGCUACCGUUUGAUCUUAGCACGAGGAGCGGAUCCUGAUAAGCAGGAUACUAAUGGCAAUACAGUUCUGCACAUGCUAGUCAUAUACGAGAAGAUGAGCACAUUCGAUAUGGCUUACGAAGUGGGCGCGUCCCUAAACAUUCGUAACGUACAAAACCUAACUCCCCUAACCCUUGCCGCCAAGCUAGCUCGCACCGAGAUGUUCUUUCACAUUCUAAACAUCGAAAGGGAGAUUUACUGGCAGAUCGGCGCCACCACAUGCGCCGCCUACCCUUUAGGACAAGUUGAUACAAUAGACACUGAAACAGGACUAAUUAGUAAGGAUUCAGCUCUGAAUUUGGUUGUUUUUGGGGAAAAAGAUGAGCAUUUAGGUCUACUAGAAGGUAUGCUGAUAGACUUAUUGAAAACGAAAUGGAACACGUUCGUUAAGUUUCGUUUCUACAGGCAGUUCAUAUUAUUUUCAUGUUACUUCUUGGUUUCACUGAUCUGCUUCACAUUGAGACCAGGACCACCGGACAGAGCAUUGAAUACAACUGUCUUGAACUCAACUAUUGGUCCAAACGUUACCGACGCCGAGCUGGUAUCGGAUGUCGGUGAGAAUUAUUUGAAAAAUUGCACAAUGACCCCGAACGCAGAUUUUGAUACGAAUGCUGUUGAAGUCCUGAACGGUACUAAGUUCGGCGGUUCUCAUUGUGCACGAUUCAAAAGUCACCCCAAAGAAAAAUGUAAGAUUUUUUAUUGUUCCCCGACUGAAGCACCCAGGGAGAAUGACGUUGAAGGUUGGUGGGAAGACUUGACAGAGGAAUGCAGGUUGAUGAACUUGGACACGUGGCAAGCCAAACUAAGGAUAUCUGCAGAGCUUCUGUUGUGGAUGGGGGCUUUGGCUUAUUUCGGAGCUGCGUUACGUGAAGCAAAGUUCCUCGGGAUCAAAAUGUUUAUAGAGAAUCUGAGCACUGUGCCAUCCAGGGUGAUGUUCUUGUUUUCGUGUCUGCUGAUGUUGAUACUGCCAACUUUGAGGUUAUGGUGCGCUGACGAGGCGGAGGACCAUCUCGCUGUCAUGAUCAUGCUCACUACUGCUCCUUACUUCUUGUUCUUUUGCAGGGGUUUCAAAACAGUGGGUCCAUUCGUGGUCAUGAUAUACCGCAUGGUGAUGGGUGACCUGCUACGUUUCGUUUGUAUAUAUUUGGUAUUCGUUAUGGGAUUCUCACAAGCGUACUACGUUAUAUUCUUAUCAUUCGACAAUCCCAACACGCCUGAAGGCGUUGAUGACUCGGUGUCCAACCCAAUGCCCUCCCCCAUGGAGAGCAUCAUGGCGAUGUUCCUAAUGUCUCUAACGUCGUUCUCAGAUUACUAUACCGCGUUCGAUCGCACCGACCACGAAAUAGAGGCAAAGCUCCUCUUCGUGAUAUAUAUGAUAAUAGUAGCGAUUCUCCUGGUGAACAUGUUGAUUGCCAUGAUGGGGAACACUUACCAGAAGAUAGCGGAGACGAGGAACGAAUGGCAGCGGCAGUGGGCCCGGAUAGUGCUGGUGGUGGAGCGAGGAGUUCCACCGGCGCAGAGAUUAAAGCAGCUGAUGACGUACAGUCAGCCUAUGGCCAAUGGAAAGAGAGCUUUAGUCUUGAGAAUCAAUCAAAAGGACGAAGACAAGGAAGAGAUGAAAGAGAUUUUGGAAAUGAAGAGAACUCACGAGCGCAUUGUAGCUAAGAGGAAGCAACGGGAGGCGCUUAAGCCUGGCGAGAUCCCGCCACCCGCCAGAGAUUAUCCUAUUAGGAAAUGAAUCUUAGUUUGGAGAUAAUAAUUUAUUGCUUACAACAAAAAGUCAGUGGAACGAGGAGUGGCGGAGGAGUGAUUUGGUUACCGAAGACCAUAAACAUAAUGAAUGCUGCUACUUUGAGACAUGCGAUAUGAGGUCAUACUGGACAUAGCAUAAAGGCUGCUACAAAAAUUGGUACCUGCUUGCCGGAUUUGAAUGCAAACAUAGUCUCAUCGCGUGAGAAUCUACACCGGAACUAAUGCACUUUAGAUCACAAUGAGUUCGUAUCUAUAAGCUCCAAAAAUCGCUUAAAAUUGCUAAAACAUGCUUAGCUUUUAUUUUGUAUUCGAAUAAGGAUUCCGUGAACGUGUGUCACAAUAUUUUAGAGCCUUUUUUAUCUACGUAAAAGAAAAAUUCACUCACAGGCUAAUACAUAAUACAUAUGUGUUGUACAUGGUUUAUACAUUAAUAUAUAUACAAAAAAUACUAAUAUAGGUAUACUGUUAGUGUGUAAAUGUCGGGUCAAUAAAAUGGAGUCCGUUACGAAUCCGAUAAAUCGUAAUCGUGUCGUUGAAUAAAAAUGCCUUCGCGCUCACCACGGUCAUUUAUACAAUGGUUGACGGAUUAAGUAAUGACAUAGAAGAGAAAAUGUAAACAAAUGUAAUGUAAAUGCGUCUUCUUAUGGAAUAUUUCCAUAAAAUCUCGAUUCCUUAGAUUCCACUAACUUAGA
Bombyx mori (domestic silkworm) is the source of this 3268-nucleotide messenger RNA. RefSeq names its product transient receptor potential cation channel subfamily V member 5 (gene nan). The transcript has 16 exons. Gene Ontology annotation, biological process: calcium ion import across plasma membrane. Bases 1 to 2562 code for a protein of 853 amino acids. Gene Ontology annotation, molecular function: protein binding; calcium channel activity. Gene Ontology annotation, cellular component: plasma membrane. Lineage: Eukaryota; Metazoa; Arthropoda; Insecta; Lepidoptera; Bombycidae. The record is from RefSeq and is a predicted model, not a curated record.